UAACUUAGCAAGUGAGUUUCUACCGAUUUUGAUCAAUUUCAAAAUGGAAUCAGGCUCAAAGAUACCACUUUCACACUCAUUAUGGUCACCUCAUGAUACUGUGAAAGAUGCAGCCGAGUCUUUGGGGAUAAAUUUGACCGAGGAGUCUGCUAAGAAUCUUGCUAUGGAUGUCGAAUACAGAAUCCAUGAAAUCUUGGAAACUGCCAUCAAGUUCAUGAGAAGGUCUAAAAGAAAGCUUUUAACCACUGGUGACAUUAAUCACUCUUUGAAAGUGUUGAAUAUUGAGCCCCUUUAUGGGUAUGACAACUCCCAACCAUUACAAUUCAAAGAAGCGUUAGUGGCAGCAGGUGGUCAAACCUUGUAUUACAUAGAUGAUCAAGAAAUUGAGUUGGAGAAAUUAAUUAAUCAGGAGUUGCCUAAAGUUCCUCGGCAAACAACUUUCACUGCUCAUUGGCUUGCUAUUGAAGGAGUACAACCAAUUAUUCCUCAGAACCCAUCGCCAGCUGAGAUCAAGUCAUUACCGCCAGCUAUUCGUGGGGCAACCUCGUCGAUAUUGGGUAAUGAUAUAUUGAAUGCUGCAGGAAAUACCGAGAAGAAUAUCAUGUCAACUGGUUCAAAGAAUAAGAAAGUCACAGAUAAAGAUACAGAAGUUAAACCAUUGGUCAAACAUGUUUUGUCUAAGGAAUUGAAGUUGUACUUCGACAAGGUUGUCGAUGUCUUAUUGUCCAAGGAUCCAGAAAAGGAAGGUCUUCAAAACUCUGCCUUGAACUCAUUAAAGAAUGAUCCAGGUUUACAUCAAUUAGUUCCAUACUUCAUCCAAUUUGUUGCGGAACAAAUCACAAAUCAACUAAGAGAUAUUGAUAUUUUAACUACUAUGUUGCAGGUUAUAUCUGCAUUGGCCGAUAACAGACUGAUAUUUUUGGACCCUUACGUACAUGCCUUGAUGCCAUGUAUUUUGACAUUGUUGUUGGCUAAAAAUAUUGGUCCCAACGUAAAGGAUUUCAAUGAUGAGAAUGGGAAAAGCGCUCUUAAGAGAAACUUAGCAGUGAGAGAGUUUGCUGCCAUUUUGUUAAAGCACAUUAUUGUUGUUUAUGGCUCAUCAUAUUCAACUUUAAAGGCAAGAGUAACCAGAACCCUCUUACGAGCUUUAUUGGAUAGUUCCAAACCAAUUGGUACUCAUUAUGGUGCUUUGUUGGGAUUGAAGAAUAUGGGUAAUGAGGUCAUCAAGUUAGUAUUAAUAGGAAACUUGAAGUUAUGGUAUAAUCUGGUUAUUGACGGCAUCAACAAUGAUUUUGCUAAGGAAGUAUUGAUUGACAGUGUCAUGGACUGUUUAAACGAGUUAAGAAUUGAAGAUAAAUUGAAAACUGAUGACAUGCAAGUGGAUUCAGAAAUAUCAGAAGAUUUGAAAUCCGAGUUGGCUCAGAGAAUUGGUGAACCAUUGGCUGAAGAAGUGCUAAAACUACAAAAUAGUAAAGAGAUUAUAAGAGGAAUAUUCUUCGGAGAACUCAAUGUAUAAUUAGAAAAAAAAAGUUUAUCAUGUAAUAUAUGUCAUUAAUGCAAUUUUCGUUUACUAGCCAGUUUGAAUACGGUACCAAACAUUGUUAGUCAUAUCGGUCUUCAUUGUUAUUGUAUGGAAGUGAUGACCCAUUUAUUGAGGAUCCUCGUAAAGAGUCCAAAAAGGGUGAGUCAAUGAAGUCGAUUGGUUCCCCGGGUCGUUUCUUCCUCUCAGACGAUAAAACCAUAACAGGGGACGAAUUCACGGCCACAGGAGUUUUCAACGUAUCAAUGUUCUUGAAUCUUUCAUUAAUGGGCGAAAGAAGUACUUCUUUGAUUGGUGACAGGUUGAUGAAAGAGGGUUGGGAGACACCCACAGGGGUUCUGAGAUCUUGAAUUAGCUUCUUUGGUGGAGGCUUCAUAGGUGUAGCUGAAACCUGGGAAAACAGCUUAGAUAAAUUGAGGGACGUAUUUGGUUUCGGCUUCUUAAGCUUUCGAGCUUGAGUAGUAAAUACCGAAGUAGGUGGAUUUAAUUCAGUCAUUGAUUUCAGCUUUAGUACUGGUUUAGAGAAAUCCACCUGUCUUCUUUGUAAGUUCUUGGACGAUAAAUUAGAACUUGAUCUCCUCAACAUCAACUUGGGAUCUAGGAUUUUGUCAUCGAGAUUUAAAUCAGCAGAUCGUACUAGCUUAGGCCUUUCUAUUGUUUUCAGUUUCUUCUCGGUAACACUUUUGGAUGAUUGUUUUGCCCGAGAUGACUUCAAUUUGGAGCUGAGCUUGAAAUUCAGAUCCUUUAUACGGUCAAUAAUAUACUUGAUCGUCAACGGAAGAUUAUUCUUAUAGUAGGGAACCAACACAUAUGCCACAAAAUUGAUCAAGGUAUUAUUUUUUUGGGUGUAUAAGGUAUCAAGAAGCCUUAAUCUUUCAAUCAACAGGUCCAAUGUAUGUAAUAAGGAAUGCAUACUGAAUCCAUCUGAUUCUUGCUUUUGUCCAUCUGGUUGAGUUUCGAC
Molecule: messenger RNA, 2501 nt
Organism: Yamadazyma tenuis ATCC 10573
Lineage: Eukaryota; Fungi; Ascomycota; Pichiomycetes; Serinales; Debaryomycetaceae
Source: RefSeq, a predicted model, not a curated record